This is a messenger RNA of Phytophthora nicotianae INRA-310, 921 nucleotides long. RefSeq lists its product as hypothetical. The transcript has 9 exons. Gene Ontology annotation, molecular function: protein kinase activator activity; molecular adaptor activity. Bases 1 to 921 code for a protein of 306 amino acids. Gene Ontology annotation, biological process: activation of protein kinase activity; autophagosome assembly; autophagy of peroxisome. Gene Ontology annotation, cellular component: Atg1/ULK1 kinase complex; phagophore assembly site. NCBI's taxonomy places the organism in Eukaryota, Oomycota, Peronosporomycetes, Peronosporales, Peronosporaceae. The record is from RefSeq and is a predicted model, not a curated record.
AUGGGAGUACGCCCCGUUGAGUAUUUCGCCGGUGCGACGCGCGAGGUGAUCAAGACUAUCUCCGAGAAAUGCCAGGUGCUGGGCAAGAUGCUAGAUGCAUCGCGCGUCAAGCUCCAUAGUGCUCAGGAGAUCGCGAAGGACUCAAUAUUCACACAGACACCGCUCCUGCACGAGAUGAACCGCGUAUUUGAGCAACUGCAGAGCACCUUUGUUGACCCGAGCAUGGUUGGCGGUGAGCAAGGCAAGACGCUGUUCGACUUUAUCGAUGCCGAUACGGUCCAGUCACUUCAACAGGAUGCGUUAGAGCAGACGAAGGAAGUGGAAGAGCUGCUGGCAACGCACCAACACGCCAUCACGAGGAUCGAGGCUAUAUACAAAUUCUUCGUGACGUUUGAUAAGACCCAUAACAGUAACGUUGGCGCACUGGUUGGCGAGCAUCGAGAGCUCGCAUCGAUCGGUGACGAGGAAGCCAAAUCAAUUGAAGAGCUUUACGACGCAGCAGUCAGCUUUUUCGUCGACAUGGAACAGUGCGAUCGCUUCUUGCUGCAGUAUUUCACCACUAUCAACGAUAUAUACCCGCACUACGAGGUGAUAUUCGCCGAUGUGCAGCUCUUGUUUGAUGAACUUCGAAGCCUUCGAGACUUCUAUCUUCAAUUUCUGGCAUCCUAUCAGUCCGUUGGCACUGAAAUGCUUCGGCGUAGGCAGCACGGCGCGAAAGUUCGUCAAUUCAUCGAAGAGACAAAAGCUAAGCUUGCACAGUUGGAGCAAGAGGAGAUAACAUUGCGCCGCACGUUCUGCGAGGAACACGCGCGCUUCUUACCUUCGACCCUUUGCCCCGAGAUCCAGAGCUUGCCCGACAGAUACACUGUUGCCCUUACGGACCACACGGGGGACAGUGUGGCAUGCGAGGAGGCACAAUAA